AUAGUCAGGUUUUUACUUUCACUGAUUGAAUGAAGGUUAGCUCUGUGUGAUGAUGAAGCUCCCUCCCGGUUAUUGACAGUGUCACGGCCAUGCUAACAUGCUAGCAGCCGUCUGCUGUACUGCAUUUGGGGCUUCAGGGUGACUCGCGCAUCCUGUCUGCCGGUUAUUUAGCAGCAGAGCCGGGUGGAGGAGUGAGCUGAUGCCGCUACAGCACCACGGACAGCUAGCACGCCCCGGAUCCGGCUCCACUAACCGGCUGCUGCCCGGAGCUAGCAGCGGAUCCGGCUAGCGGCUAACGCGGCUGAGAGCUGCAGAAGUGAGCCGGCCAGAGGAGCCGAGCUGACAGCAUCAUAGAGGGAACACAGAGGAAAGAGGAACCCCGCUGCACCUCCAGGAAAGACUGAGUGGAGCAGCCUGCUGUGGUUCAGAAUAUGCCUGGUAACAUCAUAGCUCUGCAGCCAUCUGGAAAGCACUGCUGGGUGUGUUUCGCCACAGAGCAGGAUGACCCCGGUGCUGAGUGGCUGAGUCCCUGCAGGUGCAGAGGAAGCACUAAGUGGGUGCACCUGACCUGCUUGCAGUACUGGCUGGACACGAGACUGAGGGUGAGCCAGCAGCCAAUCAGAUGUCAGCUGUGUGAGGUGGCAUACUCUGUCAUCUUCCCGCAGAUGGGCCCACUGGUGGACUUUCUGCGAGUGGUGGACAGAACGUUGACAGCCAUCGGUCCAUACGGGACCCUUGGGUUGCUGGUUGGGACGGCGUACUGGACAGCUCUGAGCUACGGCGCUGUGACGGUCGUGCAGGUUAUGGGACGGGCAAAUGGUAUGAUGGCUAUACGGGGAGCAAGGCCUGUGCUCCUGCUCGCCGGCCUGCCCGCCAUCCCCGUACUGCUCAUUCUCGGGAAGACCAUCCGCUGGAAUGACUGCGUCUUGAAGCUGUGGCAGAAAUGCUGCUACGAACCAAAGCUGCCGCCAGAUAACCGGCGGUACCUGCCCCCCAUUCCUGUGGAUGAGCCCAGAGGGAAGCGUCAGUUCCUGACUUCCAGGAUGCUUUGUGGCGCACUCAUGUUUCCCUCCAUUGCUGUUCUAACUGGGCGGCUACUGUUCCCAUCUGUGACCUCUCACCUGCAGCGCGCUUUGCUGGGUGGCAGUGCUUACGUGCUGCUCAAAGGUGUGCUGAAGGUGUACUUCACACAGCAGCUGUUCAUCAUGCACGCCAGCAGGCGCAUCCUCAACUAUGGUGACGUUCAGAGAGCAGAGCGCCACAGGCAUGACAGCGGCAAUUAGAGGCGGAGCUGAUGGUGCAGAAUUGUUUUUAACUGAAUCCUGGAGUAGUUUAAACUGUUUUUACCAGACAAUGUGAACACUGACACUGCGUCUUGCCUCACUCUGGUCAAAUGAUCUGCAAUACGACAAGCUGAACCUGCUCACACAGUUAUGGAGCCCAGUGGGUCAGAACCAGACUGUAACUGGACUAUGGUGUUUCUGGUGUAUUUUAACUAGCGGAUUGCUCUGAUUGCAGUCUGUCAGCAGCUCCAUAUGGAUUAUUAU
Pelmatolapia mariae (spotted tilapia) is the source of this 1547-nucleotide messenger RNA. Its product is annotated as E3 ubiquitin-protein ligase MARCHF5-like. Gene Ontology annotation, molecular function: ubiquitin protein ligase activity; zinc ion binding. The record is from RefSeq and is a predicted model, not a curated record. Gene Ontology annotation, biological process: protein polyubiquitination; regulation of mitochondrial fission. Bases 432 to 1283 code for a protein of 283 amino acids. The transcript is spliced from 7 exons. Gene Ontology annotation, cellular component: mitochondrial outer membrane. NCBI's taxonomy places the organism in Eukaryota, Metazoa, Chordata, Actinopteri, Cichliformes, Cichlidae.